Molecule: messenger RNA, 1680 nt
Organism: Anguilla anguilla (European eel)
Lineage: Eukaryota; Metazoa; Chordata; Actinopteri; Anguilliformes; Anguillidae
Product: putative gustatory receptor clone PTE38
Exons: 2
Coding region: 77-1147 (356 amino acids)
Biological process (GO): G protein-coupled receptor signaling pathway
Cellular component (GO): membrane
Molecular function (GO): G protein-coupled receptor activity; olfactory receptor activity
Source: RefSeq, a predicted model, not a curated record
GCCUCUUGAUGAUACUGUAGUAACAGUCAUCUCUCCUCUUCAUGAACAACAUGUGAUUGCUGGCAUUUUAGUACUGAUGUCACUCUUGCUGCUCAGGGGAACACGAGGGACUAUAAAAAAGGAACUAUUGAAUGGAACCAAUGGACAGGCCAUGGCAUCCACACAUUCAGUGAGUCUGACAGAAUCUCUCAGGAUAACCAGCAUGAACGCGACCUACAACGAUCCCAACUUGGUGAUGGAGAGUUUUGAUGUUCCCCAUCAUUUAAUUUACCCAGUGUUUGCCCUGCUCUUGAUCAUCUACCUGAUCAUUUUGAUUACCAACAUAGGGGUCAUGCUGCUUAUUAUGAUGAACAGGAGCCUGCAGCAGCCAAUGUACCUGCUGUUCUUCAGCCUGUCCUUCAACGACGUCCUGGGCAACACGGUGCUUAUACCACGGCUGAUGUUGGACGUGAUCUCUACUGACAGGUCCAUCAGCUACCCCGCAUGUGUCUCCCAGGCCUUCUUCAGCCACACCUAUGGCACGUCCUGCCACACAGUGAUGAUGAUCAUGGCUUUCGACAGGUACGUGGCCAUAUGCCACCCUUUGAGGUACACCUCCAUCAUGAGCCCCGCCAUGGUGGCUAAGCUGACCGCGUCUGCCUGGAGCACAUCAAUAACGCUGGUGUCCAUCCUGCUGGCUCUCACCAUACGGCUAACGCGUUGCCGUUCUGUCAUUCUCAAUGCCUACUGUGAAAACGCGUCCCUGUUCAAGCUCUCCUGCCAGGACGUGAGCAUCAACAACAUCUUCGGUCUGACAUUCACUGUUGUCCUUUUUGGCUCCUCCAUGGGCAGUGUGGCCUUCACGUAUUUUAGGAUCCUGGUCAGCUGUGUCUCCAGAAAGAACAAGGAGCUGAACAGGAAGGCCCUGCAGACCUGCGCCACACACCUGGUCCUCUACAUGGUCAUGCUCUGGUCCGGCUUCCUCAUCAUCAUUUCGCAUCGUCUCCAGAUCCACAACAGGUACCGGAAGAUGGCGGCCAUUCUCUUUCACAUCCUUCCCGCCAACAUGAACCCCAUCAUAUAUGCCAUGCAGACCAAGGAACUAAAGACCAAAAUUGUGCAGAUACUUCGUUCAAAAGUAACCCAGCUGCAGAAAUUUGAAAAUUAGCCUCUGAGUUACCUCUGCCGCAAUAUACUGGAUGCACUUGCACGCAUGUUUAAAAUGUUAAUUUUACUUUGUCAUCAUAUGUAUCAGCGUCACAAAGCAUAAAUUGUAGCUAACAUGUUAGAUGGCAUAAAUGUUAGGGCUUAAUUAUUAGGGCUAAUUAAGGGCAAAAAUUGGCAAACCAGAAACAGGUAUGUCCCUCAUUGCCCACCUCUGCAAUAUAGUAGUCUAUAUAAAUAAAUAGAAAUUCAUAAUCAAACAAGCCACAAGCUGGAUCUCAGAACAUUAUAUGUAUUUUUAUAGGUCAGAAAAACUCAUGCAAGUAGCCCAACUUUUAGAGGGGCCCAAUAUGAAGUCAUAGAGGGAGAAGUCUCUGUCCUGUUUUAUCAAAGACAAACUAUAUAUUAUAUAAUGAAGAGAUUAAAAAUAAAUUGAUACCCUGUUUGGUUGACAAGUCAGUUGGCAACUUUCUCUGGCUUUUCUGUAUGCAGAGAUUUUUUUGAUCAAAUAAAACAAGUUGCACAUAGUUCCACUGA